This is a messenger RNA of Cheilinus undulatus (humphead wrasse), 724 nucleotides long. Its product is annotated as phosphoinositide 3-kinase regulatory subunit 4-like. Gene Ontology annotation, molecular function: protein serine/threonine kinase activity; protein binding. Bases 26 to 724 code for a protein of 232 amino acids. Lineage: Eukaryota; Metazoa; Chordata; Actinopteri; Labriformes; Labridae. The record is from RefSeq and is a predicted model, not a curated record. The transcript has 7 exons. Gene Ontology annotation, cellular component: phosphatidylinositol 3-kinase complex, class III, type I; phosphatidylinositol 3-kinase complex, class III, type II; late endosome. Gene Ontology annotation, biological process: protein phosphorylation; late endosome to vacuole transport; protein targeting to vacuole.
GGUCAAAGUGUGGGACAGUCAGAAGAUGGAGGGAAAGACCACGACCACCAGGUCUGUGCUGACGUACUCUCGAAUCGGCGGUCACGUGAAGACGCUGACCUUCUGCCAGGGCUCCCAUUAUUUGGCGGUGGCCUCAGAUAACGGAUCCAUCCAGCUGCUCGCAGUCGAAGCAAACAAACCCCCAAAAUCCCCCAAAGUGCAGCCUUUCCAGACCAGGUCUCUGGACCUGCAGGAGGACGGCUGUGCGGUCGACAUCCACCAUUUUAACUCGGGCGCUCAGUCCGUGUUGGCGUACGCUACCGUGAACGGCUCCCUGGUUGGCUGGGACCUUCGCUCCAACACAAACGCCUGGACACUUCGCCACGACCUCCGCCUGGGACUCAUCACCUCGUUCACCGUGGACAUGCACCAGUGCUGGCUCUGCCUCGGUACGAGCAGCGGCACCAUGGCAUGCUGGGAUAUGCGGUUCCAGCCCCCUAUCUCUAACCACUCCCAUGCAUCCGCUCUACCAAUCAUCAGUGAUCGCAGGUUCUGGGAUUUGGCCUAUCCCGAGCACUCGUACAUCGUGGCCGGCGGAGCCAACGACUCACUGCGCUGGCCGUCUGUCAUGUACAGCAGGAAGAUCAUCGAGGGGACUGAAGUCGUACAGAGAAAAACGCUCCGCGGUGGGAUUUCACGGAAGAUGCUGAAGAAACGGGAGCUGCUGGCGUGUGCUGAGGUGUGA